AUGGAAUCAUUUUUAAAUUGCUAAAACAAUUUAGAUUAAAAUCAAGAGUCAAUUUAUGAAUCCUAAGAAAAUUUAACUAUGUUUAUGUAACAAUCCUAAUUUAAAAACAUAGACUCAGAAGUUUCUGAAACAAUUCAAUUUAGUGAAGAAGAACAAGAAAUGGAGAAUCUCAUAAAUUCUUUUGAUAGUAUUACUAAAAAUAAUAUAAGCAAAAAUAUUAUAAAAGCUUUCUUUGCAUUUUUAACAGAUAAAAACAAUAUAAAUUCCAUCUUGGAGUUUGCAUACAAUGGAGGAUCAUUUACAUUAUAACAAGCUCUUAAAAAGAUUAAAAAUUUUAGUUAAAAGUAUAAUUACAACAAUAAUCAUCUUUAAAAAUUAAUUUUGCAUCCUUUAUAUGGAAAGAUUUUGGAGUUUUAUCUAACGUUUGAAGCUUAGUAAUGGCUGAAUGAAAGUAAAGUUUAAUAAAAAGAUAAGCACCUUAUUUAUAUAAAUUUUUUGAAAUUAUGUUGCGCUAAUACUUCAUACUUAAAAAAUCUUACUAAAUAUAAUAAACAUAGAAAAUUUAUGUUUAAUGAUAGAUCUUGA
This is a messenger RNA of Tetrahymena thermophila SB210, 585 nucleotides long. RefSeq lists its product as hypothetical. The record is from RefSeq and is a predicted model, not a curated record. The transcript has a single exon. NCBI's taxonomy places the organism in Eukaryota, Ciliophora, Oligohymenophorea, Hymenostomatida, Tetrahymenidae.